Molecule: messenger RNA, 1515 nt
Organism: Mytilus trossulus (common blue mussel)
Lineage: Eukaryota; Metazoa; Mollusca; Bivalvia; Mytilida; Mytilidae
Product: glycine receptor subunit alpha-2-like
Exons: 8
Coding region: 235-1365 (376 amino acids)
Biological process (GO): chloride transmembrane transport; signal transduction; chemical synaptic transmission
Cellular component (GO): plasma membrane; neuron projection; synapse
Molecular function (GO): transmitter-gated monoatomic ion channel activity involved in regulation of postsynaptic membrane potential; chloride channel activity; excitatory extracellular ligand-gated monoatomic ion channel activity
Source: RefSeq, a predicted model, not a curated record
UUUUUAGCUAGUGAUGUAACUUCUAUAUACUUAGUUUGUUAUAUGUAACAGUCAGAGUGACAUAGCAUCAACUUUUCGCUUAACUUAAUGUUAUUAUUUCGUUAUUGACGAUCAAUACUUAAAUUGAGUGUGAGAACUAUAAUACACUACAAUAGCGCAUACAAACGGUCGAUAAUACUAUUGAAGCUAUAAGUACGUCUCCUCGCAAUUAACUACAAUUACUGAUUCAAGAGGAUGGAUAUAAGUGUUAUUAUUGUUUUCUUUGUGUGCUUAGUAAAUGUAGAACCCAAACUAUCAAGACAAGAAGUGCUGAAGAAUUUGAUGAACAACACAACAUAUGAUGCAACUAUUGCUCCAGACUUUGAAAAAGAUCACCCUACUAAUGUCACAAUUCAGAUCAAGUUAACUAAUUUACAUUCAGUCAGUGAGAUUUCGAUGGAUUUUUCAAUUGACAUAUUUCUAAGGCAAAAAUGGGUCGACGAGAGGCUGUCAUUUGAACAUUUAACAGAUGACAAAUCACUAGAGCUGGAUCAAAAAGUAAUGGAUAAGAUAUGGGUACCAGAUACUUAUUUUGCAAAUGAAAAGAGAGGAUUAUUCCAUGAUAUUACUGUUCCGAAUAAAAUGAUGCAUCUUUUCCGAAAUGGCACUGUUUUCUAUAGCUUGAGGGUUGGAUUAACUCUCAGUUGUGUUAUGGAUUUGUCCAAAUAUCCAUUGGAUUCACAGACAUGUCCUAUACAGAUAGAAAGUUAUGGAUAUACCGUUGACAAUGUCAAAUUUAAUUGGGAACCCAUAGAACCAAUCGAAUUUGAUGAAAAAGAACUUGCACAGUUUACUCUUUUUGACGAAUAUGAUAUUAAAAGCUGUUUUAGGCGUACUAAUACAACUGGAGAGUUUGCAUGUCUGUUAGCCGAACUGCAUCUUCAAAGGAACAGGGGAUAUUAUAUCAUACAAAUUUUUGUUCCCAGCAUUCUUAUUGUCACGUUGUCAUGGGUAUCAUUCUGGUUGGAUAUUGAUGCUAUUCCAGCACGAAUCUCUCUUGGUGUGCUUACCGUUCUCACCAUGACAACACAAAGUGCCGGUGCACGCGAAUCUUUACCAAAAGUAUCAUAUGUUAAGGCCAUAGAUGUCUGGAUGUCAGUAUGUUUAAUCUUUGUGUUUGCUUCAUUGCUGGAAUUUGCAUACGUCAACGUCCAAGCAAGACGAAAAAGCAAAGAAAAUUCUACAGAUAAGAAACAUUUCUGUCGUAGUGAUAGUGUACUGACAGACAGAGUAAAGGCCCGACAAGUAGACAAACUAUCAAGAAUUAUAUUCCCAUUGUCAUUUAUUAUAUUUAAUUUAGUGUUUUGGAUUUAUUACUUGGUUUAGUAAAUAGAUUUUUCAUUAUCCAUUUAACAUUCCAUGUUACAUUGAAAACGGUGCCAAAGAUGACGAGAAAGAUUAAAAUGAAAAUAUAGGUGUGUAAAACUGUGAUACUUUGCUAUAAUUUAUUUGCACUUUUGUAUACAAUUAAAUUCA